Gadus chalcogrammus (walleye pollock) is the source of this 7968-nucleotide messenger RNA. RefSeq names its product tripartite motif containing 8b (gene trim8b). The coding region runs from base 2070 to 3857 and encodes 595 amino acids. NCBI's taxonomy places the organism in Eukaryota, Metazoa, Chordata, Actinopteri, Gadiformes, Gadidae. The transcript is spliced from 5 exons. The record is from RefSeq and is a predicted model, not a curated record.
UGUGACAGGUCACGUGACAGUCUGAGCGUUGAUCCGGAAGGUGGGGGAGCUGCUGUUACUGAGACUAGUCCAGCUUGCCUGCAUUCCUCCUCUCCCCAAAGCCUGCCCGAGAGAAAGAAGGGGGAGAGAAAACACAAAUAAUUAUUCAAAGGCGUAUUGGAUUUAUGUAGCCUACUAUUGAAGGGGCCUCGUCUCUAGGAAAGAAGGUCGAGACUAUGCCUCUUAAAUGGUCACAUCUGGCCUAAACCUUCGGACUUAUACGUUGAAAAUGCGUUAUUUAUAACAACGGAGUCUUACGUUUAUGUUCCCGUAUAGGUCAGCCAACGAAACGCUUUUUUGGACCAGCCUUUCGUCUUUCCAGAGCGAAUAUCUCUUUUUUUAAUGAGGAUUGCAAGAUGGCUGAUGACAGCUACCCUUAACAAGGACAGGAUAGCGACGUCCCCUUUAAGAUUAGAAGGGUAUAUUUUUUAUAUUUAUAUCAAUUGUGUGUGUUAAUGAUUGCUAGAAUGAACAAUUACGCUAUAGGUUAGUAAUAAUGCAAAUGGAUGCAUAUACAUUCAUAUUACAGUGGUUAUUUAUCUGUGCUUCGUGGAAAACGGCGAGGUGACGUCUGAGAUAAUUGCACGAUCUAAUCAAGCUAAGGAAGUGAAUUUUAAGGUUGUAGGCCAAAGGCUACCCUAACCAUGUCUGAAAUGUAAAAGAAGAAACGACCCACGUAGAAAAGGGCAAAAUAUAACGUUUGGGUGGAUAGAUAUUUGAUAGAUGUGUCGGUGAAAACCAGAGGCUCGCGACAGGAGUCGACAUUCCAGUGGAUUCUAAAACCCUUUGUUUUGUGCGCGUGAACCCGAAUCGGUUAUGAAACGAUUAACUAUGCAGUACAUAUCCUUUAAAUUAAGCCCGGUGUAUGUUUUCUACCCCAGCGAUUGUAAAAGCGCGUUAUUAUCGACAGAAAACUGACUAUUGUAAGAAAAGCUGAGGCCUUGUGUAGCGAUAUGCGAGCCUCGCUCGUGCCACAUAGCAGGCGUUAUUAUUCAUCAAACAGAAUAGUCAGUUUUAUGUCGCUAUUGUGUCAAAGUCCUCUGCAACGUAGCGCGGUGUGGAGGGGCAGGAGAUAAGCCUCACGUGUAUUUCAUCUGUAUAAUAGUAUGUUAUGUUAUAACGCGCGACUGACUAAAAGCCUUGACGUUUAGUUUUUAUUGUAAUUCGGACGAUCCAGACUCUCCAGAUUGUCGUAUUUACUAUUCACUGUUAAUAACCAUUAUUUGCAUGGUAAUUAUUUAAAACGUACAAAUAAGGUCGGGAUACUGAUAGCCCUCAGUUCCGUAUAUAUAUAUUUGUUUGGACCGUGUGGAGAGAACGCAGCGGUACAGAGUGUUUUGGUUUUGUUCCGUGUGUGAAUCUAUCGGAUAAUCAAUCAAAACCAAACGAAGAAUUCAGGAAAGCUAAUUUGAACCCAAAAGCGAAUAACCGACGUUGACAGGGAUCAGGUGUUUUUGCUCGAUAGAGAUCAUUUCAUACGUUAUUGAUGUGGUAAUCUAUAGAUAUUACAACGUGACGUGGUGGUACGCUUUGCCUUGUUUCAAUUUUUUUAGAUGACAACAAUGUCAUAACUGCUUCCUGUAUGCUAACACAGAGAAGCUCAAACGAAAGCAUAGGCCCCGUGUCUUUGAUUUAGAAAGAAAAGCACCCUUUACUGUAAAUCUGCAUCACCCUCAUCAGAGUGUGGUAAUCACAAUGCUGUAGUCAUCGUUGCCUGAGUCCUUCUGCUUUUAUAGAAUUUGCCUUCACGUUCCAGCAAUAAGCAGAUCAUCUGUCAGGGAGAUUUAUCUCACCAAUAGUAUAUUUUUGAAUUCUGUGGACCGACGUUGUCAGAGGAACCAGAAAAGAAGAACUGAUCUUGAGAAUCACAGAAAUUCCUUCCUUAUUUUUUUUUUUACCCUACCGUUCAGUGUCAAGAAACGUCAAGAGUUCCGGACCCCUAAUUUUCUAUAUCACAUUCAUAUCAACGACACAAAAGACUGUCCCCAGCCCCCCGCCGAGGCUCAGAAGGAGGCGACAGAACCCGGUGUAUGCCUGCACACACCUCCGCGAUGGCGUCCGACAUGGCUGAGACGUGGAGGAACUGUUUCGAGGAGGAGCUGAUAUGCCCCAUCUGCCUGCACGUCUUCUCAGACCCCAUCCAGCUGCCCUGCAAGCACAACUUCUGCCGGGGCUGCAUCAGCGAGGCCUGGGCCAAGGACUCCCUGCUGGCCCGCUGCCCCGAGUGCAACCACGCGUACUCCCAGAAGCCCAGCCUGGAGAAGAACCACAAGCUGUCCAACAUCGUGGAGAAGUACAACGCGCUGAGCGUGGAGAAGCCCGCCGCGCCGCCGCUGCAGUGCAUCCUGUGCCGCCGCGGACCCCCGCUCCCCGCCGUCAAGGUGUGCCUGCGCUGCAACGCCCCCUGCUGCCAGUCCCACGUCCAGACCCACCUGCAGCAGCCCUGCUCGGCCCUGGGCCACCUGCUGGUGGAGGCCGAGGCCGUGAGGUCCUGGACCUGCCCCCAGCACGACGAGUACCGUCUGUACCACUGUGAGGCGGAGCAGACCGCCGUGUGCCAGUACUGCUGCUUCGCCCGCUGCCACCCCAGCCACGGGCACGCCGUCACCGACGUGGAGCUGCGGCGCAACGACAUACGGCAAAACCUGCUGAGGCAGCAGGAGCGAGUGGAGGAGAGGGUGCAGGACAUCGAGGAGCAACUGUGCAAACUGGACUCGGACAAGUGUGUGGUGGAGGACCGGGUGUGUGAGCUGAAGGAGGAGGCACGGGUGCAGUACCAGCGGAUGCAUCAGCUGCUGGAGGAAGACCUGGGCCGCACUCUGGAGGCUCUGGACCGGGCCCAGUCCCGCUUCCUCCAGGAGAACACGGCCCAGGUGCUGGCCCUGGGGGAGCAGCGGCACGAGGCUCAGAAGCUGCUCAGCUCGGUCCAGACGGCCUUCAACAAGGCGGAGGAGCUGAGCUUCAUGAAGAACACCAAGCCCAUCAGGAUCCUCAUGGACAGGUCUCAGGCCUCGGUGGGCAGCGCGCUCUCUCCUUACAAAGUGGGCAGUCUGAACUCUAAGCUCUUCCUCUCGGAGCUCCUGAAGAGAGAGAAAAGCUUGAGAAGAACGCUGGAAGCUCCCCUCACCCUAUCCUCCACCUUCCUGCAGUCAGUCCCUGCGUAUCCUAGCGGCCAGAGCUCCGCCUGUGGGGCGGAGAAGCGGAAACACUCCACUGCUUUCCCGGACGGAAACGGGAACACUGGGAAAGCCAACACCGCUGGAUUCAAAGACUCCUCCUCCGCCUCCUCUUCCUCCUCUUCGUCACUGAGCAAGCAGCCCUACCUGGGCUCCAGCUCUACAUCAGGAGAGGGCCAGUCUACCAAUCAGCAGCCUCUAGGCCCCUGUGGCCCCCCCCACAUCAGCGAGAGCAGCGGAACAGGAAGUGGGAGCAGCUCACUGACCAACCACCAUUCCGGCUCUGUGUUUGGCGCCUCCCACUUCCCGCCUGGUGGCAGUAGCUCCUCCCAUUCCUCCCAGCAGGCCGUGCUUCCGCAGUACGGCAGCCGUAAGAUCCUGGUGUGCACAAUGGAUAACUGCUACUGCUCCGGGGUCCCGUCUGUGUCAGGCCACCGCAGCCAUCCUCCCUACCCACGCUCAGGCUCCUUCCCCUGGGUCAGUGCCCAGGAUUACCCUCCUCCACCGGGCCUGGCCUCUGGGGGUCCGUCCAUGCAGGGUUUGGCAGUGAGGGACUGGAUAGACGCCUCACAGACGCACAGACACGCAGACUUCUACGGGCUCUAUGGACAGCCCUCUGCAAAGCACUAUGUCACCAGUUAACAUAGACCCACACCAAGUACACACACACACACACACACACACGUAGUAAUAGAGGCAAACAUACCUUGUUCUAUUGGCUGGAUAGUAAACGCGUCACUCAAAUAAAGCAUUUAGAUCUACACACUUGUUUCUGCACACACACACACACACACACACACACACACACACACACACACACACACACACACACACACACACACACACACACACACACACGUAGCACAUGAACACAAUAUCGGGGGCAGGGUCUAUCUUUGAAUGAUUUGAUUUUCUUGUUUGUUCUUUCUUUGCCUCCGUCUUUGGCUCUGGUAGCGUAUCCUACAUAGAGUGUGGGCUCUCAACGGCUCACAGCAUCCUUCCGGUUAAACUCUGGCUCGACAUGACAUUUUCAGACACAGCGCCACCACAAUGGUUUGGACACGGGCCGGCGGAGCCCUGCGGUGAAGCUUCCCUUUAGCAAAUAACGAGGCCGAGAGCUGAUAAGGGGGAUGCCGCGUAGCGCUGAUUCAGCCCCUUUCUGCAUCUGUGACCAAUCCCUUAAUAUAUUGUUCUUCAGAAUCCCCCCCCCCCUUCUCUCCUCACCAGUCGUCCUGGGGUUGACCGCCUUAUGUUUUCGUGUUCUGUACUGUCCGCGGACUACGUUCGAUAGAUCCUGUAGGAGACGAUAAGUAGAGCACACCCGUCGUUCCGUUGGCUUCAGUUUGUCUCCCAUUGCUGCACUUAUGCCCUCCGUUCGGUGAGUUCAGGGAUGUAUACCGCACGGCUCCAACAUAAACCGCUCUUCCACGUUCCCCCACUGUACGGAACGCCCACAAUGCACUUGGUCACACCUUGGUAUGCCUGGGUUACUGAUGCAAAACCCACAAGAGGACAUCGGAGCUGCGUCCGAGGGGCUGGCAGACCACUGACUCUGGUCCCGAUUCGGUCCCCGUUCCUGGCUCUCGCCUUCGCAAGGGAGAGAGGAUCUAAUCCCCCGGUCUGGUACAAGGCUUCCUCCUAGGACUAAAGUUCUGUGUCUGAAGGAACCGGUCUCCAUUGAGUAGUCAUUAUACGAUUUUGUGUUAUUUGCUACAUCCGUAGGUUCCGUCAUCUUGUGUCUUGUGACUCUUCGACCAGUAGAGACAGUCGAGGCAAGAGACUUGGAGGCUGGACAGACCAAACUAAUCGACAAAAGCAUCUGGGGUGAUUGACGAUGCUUUAAUUGUACUUGCUGCAGGGCAAAGAUGUCACUUCCUCUCAACAAGCACACUAGGUCCUGGCUUCCUGUUUGCAGCUGUAAGCUGAUUUUUUUACAAGCACUCAGAAAAAUAAUGAUGGCAAAUUGUAUGGAGUUUUAAAAAAAAAUGUGCGAAGGGUAGAACGAUUUUUUCUGGGAACUUUUUCUAAAGAAGGAGACUCCGCUGCUUGAAAGGAUGCAUCCUAAAACAAAACUGGGUUGUGAACAGUCAGCCAACAGAAAAGUAUCUUUUUUGUAAAUAUUUUGUGAAAUGGAAAGAAAUUAGACAUGUCCUUUGGAGGAGGGAUCCAAAUAAAUCAACAAAUUCAAGUGUGUUUCUCUUUUAUUAUCUCCCCCAGGUUUGUAUUGCCCCGAUAUAACUACGAGUGUACAGCUACAUAGCCACGCCCUUUUUAUGUCCCUGUCCUGCCCAGUGCGAGUGUGGCCAAUGAGAAGGUGUCUGUGGGGGACUGUAGAACGACAGCACGGCUGAGAGGAAAGGUCUUCGUUUGAGUUGUCAUUCCACGGGUUUCAUUUUCAUGGUGACCUCAAACUGAUUAGAUUAUCAUGUAUAUAUAUUUUUUUGUCACCGUUAAAUCUGCUUCUUGAAAAUUGGCAGACCAUGACCUACAUUCAAUUGCCCUCGGGAUGCUUGAUGUAAAGAUCGACACAUCAGAAUGUUUCAUGGGUCACAUGAAAUAUCCUGUUGAAGCUGUAGCCUCCAAACAUUCUGUUGUGUAGAGCUGCUAGGGCUGCAGAUGUCUUGGCUCUUCAAAUCUCUUGUCAGCAAGUCUCGGUAGAGAACAGGAACUCUGGUGUCAUAGGUUCAUCUUGAAUUACAGGAAUUGUUUUAUAUCACACACACCUCUUCGCCCUAUAACUUAUGUAAAGUCUGACACGGCUGCUAAACAGCUGCCUUGUCGUCAUUAAACGCAGUAUUCCUUUCGCCUACAAUUGAAUGAUGCAUCACACUGGCUGGCUCGUUAAGUCACGCGCACACUCCCGCACACAGAAGGGAGAACGCCUUUUAUUAUUCACUGAUAAAACAACCGCAAAACUUUGUGUUCGGCUUCAAAGGAUUCAUCAGUCGCCUGUACAUGAAAGGCUGAACGAAUCCUGCCAAAUGGACUGUUUGAUAUUUUUGAACCCAUGCGGGCCCUUUAAAGAAUAUAUUUUUAUUUUUUCCAUUAUCCUCAAAGCGUUACCACUUUUGGCAUGGAUGUAAGGAGGCCAGCAGAUGGAGACAGAGCUUUCGGCCUUCUGAUGGAUCGCUGUCAACCACCCUGAAAUUGACGGUGGGCAGCUAUGAAAUAAUUUUGAGAUCAAAGUAAAUAUUGUGCGAUGGAAUGGCCACUAGAACAAUUAGGUAAACCAAAGGAGAAAUGGACUCCGCUGAAAGAAUGGACAAGGUUUCUUUCUUAAUUAUUCAGAGCCUUCUUGGGUCUAGUCAUGACAUGAGUUUGUAACAUAGCUAAGGAUACUUGUAGACGUAUUUGACACGGCCUUUGAAUUUUUCAACUUUUGAGGCAACACUGAUGAGAGAGCAUGGAUGAGAGAGAAAAGGUCAGAGACCCAUCUUUCGAGUUCAAAAUUGUGAUCAAUACACAACACUGAAAUAAACUUUGAAGACCAAGGAUUGUGUGAAGACACUAGCAUUGUAACUUUUAAGUUCUGGUGUCCUAGGCAUGGGCUCAUACGAGAAUAACAAUAAUUGGAAUCAUUGUAGUCUUUUCAAGACAUGUAAUUUGAGUUAAAGCUAUAUAAAAUAGAGGACUAUCACUGAUGGUAGAAUUAGAUCCUAUAUUAUCAUUGUUGAGCACCGUCUCUUGCAGAGGCCUCUUCAAAGCGCUGUGACACGUGUCACAGCAAGCUGAUACCUGCCAAGUGUGUCUGUAGUUUAGCAGCAAAAGGCCAAUAACUGAGAAAACGUUCAACACGGAUCACCGUCCUCGGUGUAAAGGCCAGCAAAAAAUGACAAAGUUCCACACCUUAAGCUUUUUUUUAUUGUUUUGAAACGAAACCGAUUCAUUUUCUGGAAACAUCCAUCUCCAUGUCAAACUUUAUUUUUUUAUCCCCGUACCUUCGAUCUUUUACAGAUAUCAUUCAGGAAUUUCCAAAAGAAAUGACCAAGAAUGACUUCCAUUAACAGAAAGAGAGAGAACUGCACAAAGUUAUCAAAGUUAUACAUUAUUACUUGCGUAAAUCUGUUACAAAUCUGCCACAUUAGAUAUGUCAACAUUAAAGCCUACAAACCCAGCUACGUAACGUAUAUUCUACAACAAGUGCAUAACUUUACAAAUGAAAACAGGGCCGAGUUAUUUACAAUUGAUCGUCACAAAAAGUUUAGCGUCUCUUAACCAUUUAUCUUCAAAAUUCUUAGUUAUUUUUCAAACAUACAUGAAGAUGUAUCAACCUUUAUAGGGGAAGUUCAACCUAGUAAAAAGCAUUUCUUGUUCUUAAAAUCCCACACACACCAGAGUAGAUGUUUAGGCUUUGUAUGUAUCCUACAUGAUCAUAAAUAAAGAAUUACAAAAAUAUACCUCACUUCAAGCAGAGCCAUUGCAAGAAAAGCAAACAGACAUGGAAUGGUAUAAAAAGACAGAGCCAUCUUAAAGUGGAAAGACACUCAUCCAUCAGCCCCAAGAGAUACAUCAACAAAAAGGGGAAAGUAGUUGUUCCUCAGGGGGUACCCUUUAAAUUCAAAACAUUGCAGUUUCAGUGAUCAAUCAGGCAAUUCCUGAAAUGUUGGGGUUCCUAGGAAGUGAAGGAAAGAGAUGGGAAUGGCUCGGAUUCAGCUGGCAAGAGCAGUGUUUUUUCCUUAAAAUAAAAACCGAAACAUUUCCUUUUUUUUAGUUUAGGGACAAACAAAGCUUCUCUGAGGUUAAUAAGUGUAAG